CUGGCACUAUGUCUUCCGGUUUGAGUGAACUCGACGAGCUAUCCGUACAUUUCAUCCAUGUCAUGCAGGCAUGUGGUCACAUUUAUGCCCGCAGAUCUUGUUUUUAUGAUAUUUUAUAAUGCCUCAAUGGUGUAGGACAUGGCCUCGGUCAAUGGGGAUACCAGCUAUAUCAGAUGGUCGGAUUUCUGUGAGCAGAAUGCCUCCACAGCUGCGGUCGAGUUUGCCAGGAACUUCAGGUUAUUUCUCUAUGAUAAUCCAAGCAUAGACAGGCCUGGUGUUGGCUCAGAGUUCGCCAGUGCUUUUGUCACACACUUCCUUGAACAUUUCCAUGCCCUGGUGGAGCCCAAGUAUGUUGAGACGUGCUUCCCCUCACCCCUGUCGCUACCAAAAGCCAAGCGGACGAGCAGUUUAUCACCGACGCCACAUCGAAGCCGACCGCUCAUUUUCGAUGAGGAUUAUUCAGAAACAGACGACCAACACUCGCCUGUCAAUCACAGCAAAUCUCACAAACCAUUUUUCCGUAAGUUGUCGUUUCGCCACUUCAAAGGAAGUGUACGUGGCUUAUUCAAACAACACAGCGACGAGGUCGAACUGUCUUCCGAAUCGAAUCGACCUAAUUACACUCGGAAGAAACACGCGAGACCGAAAGAAAAGCACGAUAAAACAAAGUUGACCAAACUGAUUGUGGAAUGUAUCAAAAAAGGAAUAGUGAAUCAGUUGGUUGGUGAAGACUAUUGUGGUAAAUCAAAAUGGGAUCGGUGUCAACUUGUCCUCGUCAAAACAACAGGCGGACAUAUGCUAGAAUACUACACACCACCAAAGUCGAUGAAGCCAAAGGGAGGAGUUUUCUGCUACCUGAUCACAGAAGCUAGAGAAACGACAGCGCUUGAGAUGCCGGACCAUGAGAACACAUUUGUGUUGAAGGCUGAAAAUAAUCAAGAGUACAUAUUUGAGGCAAAUGACGUGGAAGAAAUGAAAUCAUGGCUGUUGGCAAUACGCCAGUUUACGCGGACGGAGUUGUUUGAUCACCAGGCUGCCGGCAGUCUUCUUGCUGCUGCAAGUGGUAAAAUCCAGGCUGGGCUUACAGUCAACUUGCCGCCUAUCAAAAGUGCAGAAGCGGAAACGAUUCAUGUUUUCCACUCUCAGCGACGUUCCUCCCAUGGCAGUGUAGCUAGUGAUAAUCCACCGGAGGUGCCUCCGAGGACACCCAGUCGACCUUUCAGCACAAUAGCAACAUCCGGUAGCAGUGGGGGACUAUCUCUCAGGUUCUCUAAUACCCCCAGUGAAACAGGGUCCCCAAGAUCAGUGCCGAGCCAUCUGCGUUCAAGUGACUCAAAUAUCGAUGUGGUGUUGCGAGACUACCCAUGGUUCCAUGGCACCCUCUCACGAAUGGAUGCGGCCACCUUUGUACUUCAACACAACAUGAACGGCCAUGGCAUAUUUCUUGUUCGGCAGAGUGAAACACGGAAAGGAGAAUAUGUGCUCACAUUCAACUUCCAAGCCAGGGCAAAGCAUCUCCGUAUGACUAUCAAUAAUGAAGGACAGUGCCGCGUGCAGCAUCUGUGGUUUCAGACAAUAUUUGACAUGCUCGAGCACUUCCGCACGCAUCCAAUCCCGCUUGAAUCCGGUGGUGUGUCGGAUGUGACGUUGACAGAUUAUGUUGUCUGUGUGGAGAGGCCUCGCAGCAUGUCGCACAACACCACGCAUUCCUCGGGCUCAAGUCAGUCUGGAUCUGGUGCUGUUGCCAUUCGUGUUGCUGACAAUUCAGUUUGGACAGCUGGUGGUUCGGUGCGCAUGCGUACAGAAUCGCUGGAGAAUAUGGCGCGAGAACAGGCCGGUCAUGGAAGGGCAGUGGAAAAUCAUUAUACAUUUGUAUGACAUGAAUCUCUGUUGACGGUGAUGAUACCCAAGAAAUCUGCCACCUUAGCUUGGAAUGGCUGAGGUCAUGUGCCUUCUUCAUUUGAGCAUCAGGAGGAGACAUUGCCCACUCGGUUAUUUUGAUCAAAUAUUGGGUGCGGAUUCUUCUCUGUGAGGAAUGGUGAGAAGAGACAAGUCGAACAUUGGAUGAGUUGCCUUUCUGGGAACUCUUUAUGACCACAUUUGAACGUUCUGAUCAUAACAACUGUGUUGUAACCAUAUAAGACAGUGUCAAUGUUCCUGUAUUGGGUUGGCUGGAGGAUACGAUAGUUGUGAUUUGGAGGCCAGUUUGUCCUGCGUGUGUGCAGGUCGUUGUUAGUGAGCCUGAAAGGGCGAGAGUAUGUUACAGUUGUGAUCGAGGG
This is a messenger RNA of Lineus longissimus, 2279 nucleotides long. RefSeq names its product SH2B adapter protein 1-like. Gene Ontology annotation, molecular function: transmembrane receptor protein tyrosine kinase adaptor activity. Gene Ontology annotation, cellular component: plasma membrane. The record is from RefSeq and is a predicted model, not a curated record. The transcript has 7 exons. Lineage: Eukaryota; Metazoa; Nemertea; Pilidiophora; Heteronemertea; Lineidae. Bases 139 to 1878 code for a protein of 579 amino acids. Gene Ontology annotation, biological process: intracellular signal transduction.